AUGGCAACUUCGGAGCAUUUUGAUCGCUUUCCUAUUUUUAAAGAGGACGAAUCGACACCAUCCACGAACGCGUCAUCGGUUGGGAACUGGGUGAAUGAGCUCGGUUUAUUUUUCCACUAUCUCCUCAAAGGCCUCCGGUCCAAUCCUGUUCACAAGAAUUACGGUGUUACUAAUAUGCAGAAGCCACUUCUCAAUUUAAAGACGGAGCCACCAUAUGAUAACCAUCCCAACAUUUCCUUCGCCGUGCUGACAACCAGAGCGAAAGCCAAGUCUUACCUAGAGGAGGUGGUGGCGGCGGUGGUGGUGAUGUUGGUGACGGAAGCGGAGGCGGAGGCGGAGGAGGAGGAGGAGGAGGAGGAAAAAGUGGAGGAUGACGAUGAGGAGGAGGAGGGGGAGGAAGAGGAUGAGGGGGAGGAGGAGGAGGAGGAGGAGGAGAAAAGUUCGUACACUUCCACUUCUGUCAGUGCGAAUUGUAGAACAUCAGCUGAGCCAACAGCAUAG
Hydatigera taeniaeformis is the source of this 501-nucleotide messenger RNA. The record is from the annotation of a GenBank genome assembly. NCBI's taxonomy places the organism in Eukaryota, Metazoa, Platyhelminthes, Cestoda, Cyclophyllidea, Taeniidae.